Anoplophora glabripennis (Asian longhorned beetle) is the source of this 911-nucleotide messenger RNA. It is a transcript of the gene Coa7, whose product is annotated as cytochrome c oxidase assembly factor 7 homolog. The record is from RefSeq and is a predicted model, not a curated record. Gene Ontology annotation, cellular component: mitochondrial intermembrane space. The coding region runs from base 44 to 784 and encodes 246 amino acids. Gene Ontology annotation, molecular function: protein binding. The transcript is spliced from 4 exons. Lineage: Eukaryota; Metazoa; Arthropoda; Insecta; Coleoptera; Cerambycidae.
UAUAUAAAUUUAUUUGAAAGUUAACCUUUUUUAUUGAUAAAAAAUGGCAUAUAAUUUAAAAUCAGAAAGUGAAGUUAAAGAAUACGUUAAAAAUCUAGGUAUAGAAUACAGAUUUGGAUGUUACAGUGAGAAAAAACCUGAAGUAUGUCAUUUAUUAGCAGAUUUCUUGGAAUCUAUAAAGAAAGACUACGAAAAAGCUGGAAAGGUAUACAAAAAUAAUUGUGACGAAUAUAAAUAUGGCAAAAGUUGUUUAAAAUAUGGGACGUAUAGUUUGUUGGGAAAAGGUACAAAAAAGUCUGACUUUAAAGUAGCAUACGAUUACUUUGAAAAAGGGUGUAAUUUAGGCGAACCAGACUGUUGCUUAAAUCAGGGACUAUUACUAAUUACUAAAAAUGAUCGUCCAGAAUUAGAACAAGAUGUGAUAAGGGGUAUGAAAUUAUUACAGAAAGCUUGUUCCGGGAAAAAUGCGAAUGCCUGUUAUUAUUUAUCGGGAAUGUAUAUAGUAGGUGUUAAAAAAUCUGACACGAGUUCAAAUAGUACUGAUAAAUCCAAAAGUGACCAAUUUGAUGUACCUAAAGAUAUGAAAAAAGCUUUCCAGUAUGCAUUAGAAGGGUGUAAUUUAGGAAACAUGUAUAGUUGCGCUAAUUUAAGUCAGAUGUAUGCCAAAGGAGAUGGAGUUGCAAAGGAUGAUAAAUUGGCAGAAAAGUAUAAAAAUGUCGCUUUAGAAAUGCAAAAGGACGUUCAAAGUAAUAAAACAUUGACAUUUCAAGAGGGGCUGUCAUAGUGACUUAUCUAGUCAGCAAAAGAACAAGGAGUAUAGGGAAAAGACCUAGAGACCUAGUAAAAAAGUUAUAUUUAUUAUAACAACUGUUUUAAUAAUUAUUUAUCGUUUUUAAAAAUUAUAAUUUGUA